Molecule: messenger RNA, 791 nt
Organism: Cyclopterus lumpus (lumpfish)
Lineage: Eukaryota; Metazoa; Chordata; Actinopteri; Perciformes; Cyclopteridae
Gene: fgf18a
Product: fibroblast growth factor 18a
Exons: 5
Coding region: 159-791 (210 amino acids)
Biological process (GO): regulation of cell migration; positive regulation of gene expression; animal organ morphogenesis
Cellular component (GO): cytoplasm
Molecular function (GO): type 2 fibroblast growth factor receptor binding; type 1 fibroblast growth factor receptor binding; growth factor activity
Source: RefSeq, a predicted model, not a curated record
GCCGCCGCCGAUGCCAACGGGAGUGUCCGCUGACUCUUUGACUGGACAACAUCGAGCGGAUUCACAAAACAGGAGGAAACUCUCUGGACUGUCGGACUGGCUUAGACCGAGAGAGGAGACUGUCUCUGGGACAAGUUCCAUAGUGGAGGGGGGAAGCAAUGUGGCCCCUUCUUUCCACGCUGACCGUCUUAUGUAUCCAGAUGUUGCUGGUGAUGUGCGAUCCAUUACAGCAGGUACUUGGUGUGGAUGGGGUCAACUUCAGCGUGCAUGUGGAGAACCAAACACAGGUGCGAGACACCAUGAGUCGACGACACCACCGGGUCUACCAGCUCUACAGCCGCACCAGUGGCAAACACGUCCAGGUACUGGGACGCAGAAUCAGCGCUCGAGGAGAAGAUGGAGACAAAUUUGCCCAGCUCGUAGUGGAGGCUGAUACCUUUGGUAGCCAGGUGAGAAUCCGGGGCAAAGAAACCAAUUUCUACCUGUGCAUGAACCGCCGCGGAAAGCUGGUCGGAAAGAAGGCCAGUAACCGAAGCGAUGACUGCGUUUUUGUGGAAAAGGUUCUGGAAAACCACUACACAGCGCUGAUGUCAGCGCGCUACACGGGCUGGUAUGUGGGCUUCACUAAAAGAGGUCGUCCUCGCCGUGGUCCCCACACACUCCCGAACCAGCAGGACGUACACUUCAUGAAGCGCUUCCCGCCUGGUGAGCAGCCCGACCUCACCACCCCCUUUCGCUUCACCACCGUCAGCAAGCGGGGCAAGCGGGUGCGUGCUACCGGGCCCCGCUAG